Messenger RNA from Xenopus laevis (African clawed frog), 2355 nucleotides. It is a transcript of the gene sqor.S, whose product is annotated as sulfide quinone oxidoreductase S homeolog. Gene Ontology annotation, cellular component: mitochondrion. NCBI's taxonomy places the organism in Eukaryota, Metazoa, Chordata, Amphibia, Anura, Pipidae. Bases 218 to 1570 code for a protein of 450 amino acids. Gene Ontology annotation, molecular function: oxidoreductase activity; FAD binding; sulfide:quinone oxidoreductase activity. The record is from RefSeq and is a predicted model, not a curated record. The transcript is spliced from 10 exons.
GCGAUUUUGUUAUAAUUCUCACCCCACCCUGUUUAUUUCUCAAUUGCAAGACUUUGCUCCGCCCCUUGACCGGGCGACCAAUAGAGUGGUGAAAUGUGAGAGGGUUAUGACUGGGAACCGGCCUGUACUCUUGCCAAGGGACAUACAAAUGCUGCUGCUUUCGUGUUUCUGUGUGGAAGCGCUUCGGACCCGCCCAAGAUAACCACAUUCGCAGAAGAUGGCAACCCUGGGAGUCAUGUCUCCAGGCCUCCAUGUCCAUCAGUGCACACAGUUACUGAGGGCAGCAAUUCAGAGUGGAAGCUGUAGGACCCUGCACAUGAGCCCAAGAUCAGCAGCAAAGGAAUACUAUGAUGUGGUUGUAGUUGGAGGUGGUGCCGGGGGAAUCACCAUGAGUGCUCGUAUGAAGAGGAAAGUAGGAGCCGGAAAAGUUGCAGUCAUAGAGCCAAGCGAGACACAUUAUUACCAGCCAAUGUGGACCCUUGUUGGUGGUGGUGCUAAGAAACUAGCAAGCUCAGCACGUCCUACAUCUAGUGUUAUUCCAUCUGGUGUCAAAUGGAUUAAAUCAGAAGUAAAAGGCUUCGACCCCGAAAAGAACUGCAUCCGGAUAGAUGAUGAUAAAGAGAUAAGCUACAAAUAUUUGAUUAUUGCACUUGGACUGAAAUUACAGUAUGAAAAGAUUAAAGGUUUGCCAGAAGGCUUUAACUAUCCCAAAAUUGGCUCCAACUACUCUGUAAAAACUGUUGAAAAGACAUGGAAAGCACUGCAAGAUUUUAAGAAGGGGAAUGCCAUAUUUACAUUUCCAAACACUCCAGUGAAAUGUGCCGGUGCUCCUCAGAAAAUCAUGUACCUAUCAGAGGAGUAUCUUCGAAAUACGGGAAAACGAGCCAGUGCCAAUUUCAUCUUCAACACUUCGUUGGGGGCUAUCUUUACGGUUAAGAAGUACGCAGAUGCUCUCCUGGAGAUCAUCAAAGAGAGAAAUAUCCAAGUAAACUACAAGCACAGCCUUAUAGAAGUGCGGCCAGACAUACAGGAAGCUGUGUUUGAGAACUUAGACAACCCGGGUGAAACCAAAGUAUUUCAGUAUGAAAUGCUCCAUGUAACCCCACCCAUGGGACCACCUGAUGUGCUGGUGAACAGCCCCGUGUCAGAUGCAGCCGGCUGGGUGGAUGUAAGCAAGGACACUCUGCAGCACAAAAAGUAUCCAAAUAUUUUUGGCAUAGGGGACUGUACAAACCUUCCGACAUCAAAAACUGCAGCUGCAAUAGCGGCCCAAUCAGCAGUGCUCAAUAAAACCAUUUCACUUGUGAUGAAUAAUCAGAGUUCAUCAGCAAAGUAUGAUGGCUACACUUCAUGUCCAUUGGUAACUGGAUACCGCAAAGUCAUUUUGGCAGAGUUUGACUACAGCCUGCAACCAUUAGAGACCUUCCCCAUUGACCAGGGAAAGGAGAGGAGAACAAUGUAUCACAUGAAGGCAGAUAUGAUGCCUUUCCUUUACUGGCAGUUACUUCUCAGGGGAUACUGGGGAGGACCUGCUCCAUACAGAAAACUGUUGCACCUUGGAAUGAAGUAACUGCAGUAAAGUGCAUCCAUUCCUAAUCUGUAGCACAAUGCUUGAUUUCCUAAUGUUAUCAUGCCAUAUCUCUCAACCUUUUAAUAAAACAUGCCUUUGGCUCUGUUUUAACAUAGUAAUGGAAGAGACAAACAUCCAUCGAGUUUUAUCCUUUUUUUCACACAAUUUUGGUUUUACUCAAUUCAGGGGCAGACAAAACAAAUGAUAAAAAAAUCAAAUGAUAUCCCAGUUUCCCUCAAAAGGGGUAAAAAUGGCCACUAGGCCAGUCCUCGAUUCAGCAUGAAUUUAUUUAGGAUCGGUAUCUUUAUAAACUCACCAUUUUCUUUUAAAGCAACAAGUUCAUAUGAUUUUGUCCAAUGAAAAUACAAGACUGCUUGCUGCUACUUCGCUGGUAUGCCCAAUUCACUAUAUGGCCAGUGUUUUAGUUUGAAAUCACAGAAUUUUAGGAUUAGGGUAAACAACUAAAAAAUUCCAUGCAUUUGUUUCAUAAAAUUCUAUUUUAUUGGUGAUAAUUUUGUAUUUUUGGAACAAAACUCAGUAUCUUAUUGUUUUAUACAGUAGAUCAAUAAAGAUCUGGAGACUGUGGUGAGAAACCAAAUUUUUGUUGUUAAUGUUAUUUUUUCUAAUGUACACACUGCUUUGUAGUUCUCACUGCCACACACAUAUUUGGGAAAAGUUGUCAGCAAGUAAAAGUCUUUCGAUUACUAGUAUAUUUUUGUACUUGUAUGUAUUUUAAUCUUGCUUUAAAAAAUGGCUGGGAGACAAUGUAGACAUUCAGAAAGGGA